This is a messenger RNA of Thyridium curvatum, 4137 nucleotides long. RefSeq lists its product as uncharacterized. Gene Ontology annotation, molecular function: protein binding; ADP binding. The coding region runs from base 1 to 4137 and encodes 1378 amino acids. The record is from RefSeq and is a predicted model, not a curated record. The transcript has 11 exons. NCBI's taxonomy places the organism in Eukaryota, Fungi, Ascomycota, Sordariomycetes, Thyridiales, Thyridiaceae.
AUGUGCCAACAGAUCGACAAGAGUGGCCUCGGACUCGACAUCCCCGUUGCGCUGGUGGAAUCGAGGCUCAAGGUCCAGGUCCUGAAGGCGGCUCUCCCACUCCAGCUUGCCAUCGGCGACCAGAACGCCGAGACAGGCGGUGACGAGGGCCUUGGACAGAGAGCCCAGGUGGUAGAUGGUGUCGUCGUCAGGCGCUUCUUUGGUACGGAGGUUGCGGUAUCCGUAGUGCGACGAGUGGACCAGCUCCUUCUGGUGGAUGACGCCGAUCGAGAGGCUGGCGGAGCCAGCUUCGCCGACGAGCUCCUGGAUCUGGUCGCGCAACGCGUUGAGACGCUGACGGACGUCGGGAAGAAAAGGACCCAUGCCAGCCAGGCGAGCUUCAUCGACGACGACGAGGAGGACGACGACGACGAAGAGGAGGACGAGGAUGACGAGGAGGACGAGGAGGACGAAGAGGACGAGGAGGACGAAGAGGACGAGGAGGACGAAGAGGACGAGGAGGACGAAGAGGACGAAGAGGACGAGGAGGAUGAAGAGGACGAAGAGGAUGAGGAGGAUGAGGAGGACGAGGAUGAGGCAGCGCAACGGGAAGUCGCUAAGACGAAACUUUGGGAAGGCGGCAACCCCAAGCCACCUGCCGUUCCCAUUCGACUGCCCCCGCCCGCCCCCACUGACGCCCGACUACAGUGUGUGUUUCCAGCCUGCCACACAUCCACCACUCAACUUUACACAGGUACCUUACGCAAUGCCACCUAUUACCUACAUUAUGCUCCUUCAGACAGGCUUUUUGACGCGGUGAACAGGACCUUUGACAUGCUGAACAGCCUGUUAUUUUCACACCAUGUUGGUGUGAGCCUGUUCAAAAGAUUUGUCCUGUUCGAAUGCCUGUUUAGAAAUACCCUUCACCCGGAAAUCACCCCCCUCACUUCGUACAACAAGAAGGGCAAUACAGAGUACAGACUGAGGUGGUUCUUGACCGAGCUUCCAAACGACAUUGGCUGGAUUGGCAUCAACGACGGGCACGUCAAGCAGAACCCUAUCAUUGGCCGCGGUGUGUCCCCGACUUCGAUUCGCCUUCUAGCACUCAAGGAAAUUCGUCCGCGGCCCUCAUCGUCGCUGGGUCUCUCAUCUCCAACUAUCAGGCUAGCAAGAGCUGAAAUGCCACUUGCACAACCCGUCAUGGACCCGGGCCCGCCCCAACCCAACGCUCAGGAGCUGUGGCGGCAGACCUACGGAAAGAUCGAGACCGAGCUUAGGGAGCUGGAGGGAGAGCUCAGGAGGCUCGGCCACCACGGCAUUAUUCAUUACAACAGCAUCAAUAACCGUGAGGCUUUCCUGGCGGGCAUAGCGGAUCUCUGUGAUACCUACCCAGACCAGAAAGCCGCCACUCUGGCAAUUUCUCUCUCGGCCCAGAUGUCCACGCCUUCCGCAUUAGUCUGGUCCGGCACACUGGUCGUCCUCCAAGCCGCGUGUCGGUUCACGACACACCUGAACGAGAUUAUCGAUGCUUUUUCCCGUUUCUACGAUGCGCUCCCCCGGUUCGAUGAGUACCUCGAGAUCUACUCGGGCGAGAUUCGCCUCGUCUACCAGCUGCGCAAGCUAUUCGAAGACUACGGCAGGCUAUGUAUUCAGGCGUUGAAAUGGAUGACGAAGAAGCCGAUUGCCUUAUGCUUCGUCAUGCUGAUACCUCAUACCUCUCGAUAUCAAGUGAACUUGAUCAAGACUAUUGUCUCCUCUGGGCCACAGGACAAGCUGCACGCCAUCAUAGUAUCAAUGGAACAGCACAAGAAUGCCUUCAAGGAUGAGGCGGAACUUAUUUUACAUAAGCGACUAUCAGACCCCGGCCGCAACGCAGGCCGCCCGGAUUCCUCGCGCGUUCGGCCGCAGUCGUUGGCCAAGCUGCCGGCCUUCAUCGUUGUUGGUCGCCGCGACCGCAGAUUCCUAGGCCGGGAUACCAUUUUGAACACUAUCCACACCAACCUCGGCACCGAGAAGACCGGAGAAACGGCCGAGGCCAAGUCCAUCCUCGUGCAUGGCUUGAGUGGCAUUGGCAAGACGUCGACGGCGCUCGAGUACACGUACAGAUACAAGGGAGACUAUGAUAGCAUCUACUGGCUGACGGCCGAGACCAAGUCAGACCUCGUUCGCUCUUGGGCCCUGAUUGUCUCGAGGCUUCGUUCGCUCGGGCACAUCGAUCCCGGCUCCGAGUCUGGUGAGGAAACAGGUGUUUAUGACGCUCGGGACUGGUUUGAGAACACAAGUGAGCUUGCACCCCAAUUCGCGUCUUCUACAAACCAGAAGUGGCUCCUCGUCUUCGACAACGUUGAGCACUGGGGCCUGAUUUCCAACUACUGGCCCAAGGCUGCUCGAGAGCAUUCUGCCAUCAUCGUCACCUCGCAGAACCAAGAAUUCAGACGCCAGACCACUUUCGAAUGCCUCCUUCCAGAUCUCUCCGUCGACGAGGGUUCUGAGCUUCUGAUGUCUUAUGCCUACAAUGAUCUAGACAGGCCUGAUGAUCAGGGCGCCUCCGAAGACGCAUCCCGCAAGAUCGCAGAAAUGUUCGGCGGACUGCCUCUAGCCAUCGCCCACAUAGGCGGUUACGUGGGCGACGCCCAUUGCACCCCGGUCCAGUUCAUCGAGAUUCUAGAGCAGAGAUACCGGUCGCUUUGGGAGUGCGAUUUGACCGUGUCCAACCCCUCGGUCGCUAAGCUGAAGCUCAUUGCCGAUGUCGCAUUGCAGGAGCUCCCUGCCGAGGCAAAGACGUUGUUAUACGCCAUGGCUUUCCUCAACACGGACACCAUUCACGCGGCGAUGUUCACAGGGAGUGGCACUGACAUAGCCGCUAGAGCUAGUGGCGCGAAUCCGCCGUACGCCUGUUCCCAAGGAGAGUUUUAUGAAUACGUCAGGCGUCUCAUCAAAAGAGCACUUCUCCGCGCAGACAGCGAGGCGAAGGAUACCUACUUGAUGCACAGGGCCCUACAGAGGGCAAUUCUAUACAACCUCGACGACGUCCCCGCCGGUCGGUCUGGUGCUUUCUGGGCAGCUUUCUCAGCCGUGCGACACAUCACGCCGUCUGCGUCACCGAUCCAGGUACCGAACCCGAAGCUGUGGCCAGACUUUGAGAGGGCAGUACCGCACAUCAUGGCGUUGGAGACGGCGUUUUCCCAAGCACGGCCGCCAAUGGAGGGAUCCAUCGAGUUUGCGCGCCUGCUUUACGACGCUGGCUUCAAUGCGUACGAGCGGGAAUCGAGUCGUGAUGGGCUUCGCCUACUCGAAACGGCCGAGACAAUCCUGAAAGCGCUAGAGCAUGACCAAGGAAGCAAGCUGCGGGCCGAUAUCCACGCCAUCAUUGCCGUUGUCUGCGACAACAUAGGUAUCAGUGAAAGAGAAAAGGCUUUGCGCCACCGUCAAGACGCUAUUCCUAUCCGGCAAGCCAUCUGGCAGAAGGAGUCGCAGAGGGGAUCACAGAGCACCACGGCCAGAGAGUCGGACAUCUUGCUUCACAAUGCCCUGAACGACACAGCCGAGUCGUACCUUCAGUAUUACGACUUUGCGAGAGCCAAUCAACUCAUCGAGCGGUGCUACCAGAGGUAUCAGACCUGGGGCACUGAACAGGAGUACCCGUUUGAGUACGGCAAGUACUAUCGGAAUAAGGGCACCGUCCUUUGCCUUCAGCGGCUCUUCUCCGAAGCGAUCAAGUCGGCUUCACGGGCCACCGAGCUGCAGAAGCGAGACACGGGAAUUGGCCCGCGCUACUUAUACUACAGACAGGAUCUGGCUGGCAUUCUACUGCAAUCAGGAGACGUAGAAGGCUCGCUCAGGCUUCAUCUGGAGAUAUACCAGGAGAGAGAGAAGAUCUGCGGGAAGUUCCACGACGUCACGCUCCAGAGCUCGUAUGCGGUAGGCGCCAUGUAUUACCACCUAGGCAAUAUGCCUGAAGCAGAGUACGAGGCCCCUUCAUAUCACCCUGCACAGUCGUCAGCUAACAUUCUCCGCUUCGGCCAGAAGAUGGUUUCAAAAAACUCUGAGACGUGCGGUACGGACGCAGUGGCCGGACGAGCCGCUAUGCCGGGCUCAGUUCCACCUUUCCAGAGUCUUAGACCGCCAGACACUCCAGGCCGACUCCGGUUACGAUGA